Leucoraja erinaceus (little skate) is the source of this 4182-nucleotide messenger RNA. RefSeq names its product hydroxysteroid (20-beta) dehydrogenase 2 (gene hsd20b2). Lineage: Eukaryota; Metazoa; Chordata; Chondrichthyes; Rajiformes; Rajidae. Bases 1139 to 2119 code for a protein of 326 amino acids. The transcript has 11 exons. The record is from RefSeq and is a predicted model, not a curated record. Gene Ontology annotation, molecular function: oxidoreductase activity. Gene Ontology annotation, cellular component: endoplasmic reticulum.
CUUGGAGGCUAUACAUACAUACAUUCAAUACAGUUUCCCCAAAUCACAAUUUUACCCAAAUCACACCCUUGCCACUCAUGUGGCCCACUGGCAUGGAAUCCCUGGACAGCAUCCAUGGUCAGGAUCGACAUAGUUUACAAGACCUACACCAAACCCAAACCAAUUAGGAGCAGACUGAUCUGCGUUGGAAUGGUCAGACUCAUCAUGCAACGGUGAAAGCAACAGGUGUCCUAAACUUUCUGAGGCGCAACUUUCAUCAUUGUUCAACUUCUGACAAGGAGAAGCUAUACUUCAUUUGGACUACGCAGUUGCAGCAUGGGACCCAUACACAAAUAAAAACAUUUCUUCCAUCGAACGUGUCCAAAGACAGACAGGCAGCUCGAUUUGUUACUAACACCUAUGAGAGAGAAGCGAGUGUCACCAAACUUCUGAAUUCUCUGGGGUGGAACCCUCUCCAAGACAGACACAGGUGAAGCUCACCGUUUCACAAAAUGUUAAAUGGUCAGCUCGACAUAGACUACAAGACCUACACCAAACCCAAACCAAUUAGAAGCAGACGAGGGCAUUCGAUCCAAUUUGUGAUCCAGCUACAAAGACAGAUGUGUACAGCAAUUCGUUCUUCCCCCGCACACACAAUUAAAGCACGGAAUAAUCUCCACCCAACUAUAGUUACCCAACCAGAUGCAACUCAAUUUAAAGUAGCUCUUUCUUCCCAAUAACCCUUUCUGGCUUAAGUCCUCCCUCCACCACCUCCACAGUUUAAAUUCCAAUUGGAAUAUUUUGGAGGACCAAGAAAUGAAGAAGAACCAAGAACCCGGGUCUCUUUGGCUGUGUUCUGCGCCAAGCCACUUUCUCACACCCAAUUUACUCCUUCCCCUGCAUGGUGCGAUCCAUCAAGUUAAUCGAAAGAGCAGGCUUUGUUUAAUAAGAGCUGGUUCUGCAAUUCGAUUUUAACAGGUGUUUUUUCGGAGUCACAAUUCACAGAUGAAGCUGCGAGAACGACAGGACUGCAAUGCCAAUCAUUGCAAGAUCCAAUUGGAAUUAAUGAAAGGGGCAGGUUCACUUUGCAUAUACAAACAACCUGUGGAGAAACAUCGGACAAGACGGACUUUAAACCUCUGCAGAGGCUAUUCUGAAAAUGUUUCUUUUACCUAAUAUUUUCCAGGAUUCUGUCUUUGCACCGAUUGGAGCAUUGGCAUGCCUUUAUUACGUGGGAAAGUUCAGUUGGAAUCUGCUAUUAGGCGUCAGGAUUUAUGUUCUGUCCAAAUUUUGGCGGACAGAUCUGUCGUACUUUGGGGAAUGGGCUGUUGUAACAGGUGCAACCAACGGGAUUGGAAAAGCCUACGCUCAUGAGUUGGCAAGAAGAGGACUCAAUAUUGUGCUAAUCAGCCGUUCGCUGGAGAAGCUGAACGCCACAGCAAAAGAGAUAGAACAGCAACAGGGCAAGAAGACCAAGAUCGUUCAGGCUGAUUUCACCUCCGGACCUGACAUCUAUGGACCUAUUGAAGCAGCACUGAAGGAUCUGAACAUUGGAAUCCUUGUAAACAAUGUUGGGAUGACUUAUGAUGUGCUUCCAUGUUACUUCCUGGAUGUCCCAAAUGUGAAAAAGGCAAUUACUGAUAUCGUGAAUUGCAACGCCCUUUCGGUGCCAAUGAUGACCAGCAUUGUCCUGCCACAGAUGCUUGAAAGGAAGAAAGGUGUCGUGAUCAACAUCUCAUCAGAAGCUGGAACUCAUCCACACCCCAUGCUUGCCAUGUAUGCAGCGACUAAGGUUUUUAUUACCUUCUUUUCUCGAGCACUGAAUGUUGAGUACAAGCCGCAGGGAAUUAUCACACAGUGUGUGAUGCCACUCAUGGUCUCCACCAACUUGACCCAUGAUAUAGAAGUCAAUUAUUUUGUGAAGCAAGCAGAUGACUAUGUCCGAGAAGCUCUGAACACUGUUGGAAUAACAGAGCAGGCUCGUGGCUGCUUAUCACAUGCACUUCAACAUUUCUUCGUGGACAAUCUGUUUCCGGAAUGGUUCCGACUAUCCCAGUUCGGCAUAAAUAUGUUACAACAAAUUACUGAAAAGAGAAAACCUGCAAUGGAUAAAUGGCGCAAGAAGUACAAGGCAAAUUAGUAUCAACAUGGUUCAAGAGGAUGAGGUGGUGCUGAGGGAAUGACACCUUCAGUAUUGUUCUGACAUUAUGUUAUUGGGUGCUUUGUUUGCCAUUAGGUGUUUAGGUACAAUGAUAUUUUAUGUUAUCCAUGUAGUUGAAUGAGUGACACAGAUUUUAAAAAAAUCAACUAUGAUCUUGGCAGUCUUAGAGUGACACAGGUCCUUCGGCCCAACUCGUAUCGUUACAGUAUCUGCCUCAACUACUUUCUCUGGCAGCUUUCUCCAAAUAACCACCAGUGAAUGAACCUCAGGUUCCUAUUAGGGAAAGAAAUAGUUGACGUUUUGGGUCAAGACCCUUCUUCAGACUGAUGUGGGGGUGAGGGGGUGUCCCUCAUCAGUCUGAAGAAGGGUCUCGACCCGAAACGUCGCCUAUUUCCUUCGCUCCAUAGAUGCUGCCUCACCUGCUGAGUUUCUGUCUACCUUCGAUUUUCCAGCAUCUGCAGUUCCUUCUUAAACAUCAAGUCCGUAUUACAUCAUUCCCCUCUCUCCUUAAACCUCUGUUCCCUGGUUCUUGAUUUCCCCACUCUGGGUAUAAGACUGUGCAUUGACCUUAACUAUUCCCCGUCAUGAUUUUAUACAUGUCUAUAAGAUUACCUCUCAACCUCCUGCUCUCCAAGGAAUAAAGUCCCAGCCCGUCCAACCCCUCUAUAUGGCUCAGGGCCUUGAGUCCUGGCAACAUCAUCGUAAAUCUUCUCUGCACUUUUUCCGGCAUAAUCACAUCCUCCCUGACCUGGUUUGAUUUCCCAAAAUUCAACUCCUCGCACUUAUCUGCGUUAAAGUCCAUUAGCCAUUCCUCGGCCCAUGCGCACACACGCGAGGCUUCGGCCGUGGGCCCUGUGGACGGUCACAUCGGGAGCUGACCUGGUUGGUGACCAACGUCCGAACUCUAGCAACAACAGCUUCAUCCACCCCGAAUCGUGGAGCUUGAAUCGGCCUGUUCGCGGGGCCUUUCAAUAGCCGGCGGGGCCUUCAACAUCGGGUGCUUCGAUCGCCUCGAUGCAACAAUUUGAUUUUAAUCCGCGCUGGACGCUGAAAGGCCCUGUGAACGGGCCGAUUCAGCCCUUAGAAAAUGUCUGAUAAAGUCCGGAUUACAAAACAUGAGGGGGAUUGUCCACCACCUCACAAAGCAUGGGGAGGGGUCCCCUCUGUUUCUCCAGGAUUUCCGCCCAUGUCUAUGAUACCACCUUCUUUACUGUCAUCUUUUUGAAUAGUGCAGCAACAUAAGAGCCAAAUAACCUUCUGUUGCUUCUAUUGAUACUAAUCAUUAUCAGGACAAAAGAUGCGGAUGUUAUGGUCUUGGAUCCUAAACUACACAACACCUCACAAACACAGCGCCCGUCCACUCCAUCGAACAUCUCCUGUCUAGUUUAUGAAAUGCCCUGUGGCUCCUGCAUGGGUCUCAUCAACUAUCUCAGAUUCUACGAAACCAGAUAGGAAACAUGACAUCCUCAAUCCUGAGGUCCAGCUGGAUAAGAAAACCAGAAAUGGGUUUUUGGGAGUUAGAAGGUCCUUGGUGUUUGGCAAUGGAUUAAGAUGAAAACUGUAAAGUAAGUUCUUCCAUAAGAUGUACAGGAAUUGUAGAUCAGUGUAUGCAAGAUUAUUAAAAUCAGAAUCAAAUCUCUUUGCUGACAAAUUUAGUGGAACACUGAAUGGCCAUGCCAUAUUGUGCAUUAAAUCUGUUAUCCAAGGAGCCAAGUAUAUCAUUGUGUGUACUUAAUAUUAUAUGUAAUUUUCUGAAAUAAAUAUAUUACAGUACAGCACAGGAACAGAUUAUUUGGCCCGCCAUGUCUGUACUGACCAGAUAGCCAAUCUGACAAGCAGUGUGUGAAAAGACUCACAAUACAAUUUUAAAAUUUAAAUCUGAAGAAGGGUCUCGACCCAAAACUUCACCCAUUCCUUCUCUCCAGAGAUGCUGCCUGUCCCACUGAGUUCCACCACCAUUUUGUGACUACAUACAAUUUUUAAAUUUUGAUUGAGGUUAAUUAUUGUCCAGUCAUAUCCCUGCAAGACAAGUUGAGUUAAUA